This is a messenger RNA of Clonostachys byssicola, 1470 nucleotides long. NCBI's taxonomy places the organism in Eukaryota, Fungi, Ascomycota, Sordariomycetes, Hypocreales, Bionectriaceae. The record is from the annotation of a GenBank genome assembly.
AUGGGUGUUAUACCAUUGGAAGAAACGAUUGCCAUGAGGCCUAGGGAUAUCAAAAAGUUUUACGAACCCAUGGUGCUCUUCAAAGCAUUGACUAUGAGGAUGCUGGCCACAGCAACACAUAGUGACCUUGAAGAGGAUUGGGAUCUUAACGACCCAAAGCAAUUGUUUGAAGCGUUUGUCAACAAGCUAUGCUAUGUCUGUGACAACAAAAAAGGUGAUGGGGGUGCUACGAUAACCUCUUUUGUCGUAUUACAACUUGAUGAUGUUGACACCAAACAAUAUGUCUUUGCUUGCAAUCAGCAGACCAAUAGCCAACUACAAGCCACGGAAGGCUUUGUAAAGCAGCUAUUGGAGCUCAUUGGCAAAAAUGCAAGACGUAAGGUUUUGCUUCAUCUUGUUCUUUGGAACAAUAGGAAGAGAAUCCGCCUGUUCUUCCGAGACCUUGUAAGACAGGCUUCAACAUGCUUGACAAGGUGUUUAAAUGAUGUUGAGUUGGAAAAACGGGGUUCGGUGCAAGAAUUAUUAAACGACAUGAUUGCAGUGCUGCCAGACGAUGGACAGAUAUUGGCAGACGAUAAAGCUGAUUACCUAUCUGGCUGCGAUAGAAUGAUGAAGGCGUUGGGCAAAUUUGAGCAGCAGUCACCGACCAUCGAAACUAUCACUCAAAUGUCUCGAGACAUUCGGGCAAGGGGUCACAACGCAUCAAACGACUGCUGGCCGGAGAUGCUACAUGCGGUGAAACGCAUUUUGGCAUACCAAUUUUCAAUAGAGUUCUUAAAAGAAGCUCACGCGGCGUUCCCAGAACUUUUUGAAGACUUCGAGAUUUCCUUCCUACCGUCAAGUACCCCUCUCACUAAGAGAGAAAUCUGCCGAGUCAAGAGUUACCAGGCAGAAGGGAUUGUCAACAGGAUGACAAGCAAUGCGGAGUACCAUGAAAAGUUCAAACAACUUGUGAACGACCUCCAGGUGUUUGAUCUGGAUCAAAGAAUACAGGAUGAGUACGAGAAGGCUAGCUUCCGGCCCUUUGUUCACUCAGAAGCCCACCUCCAUGGCUGGCUGGGAAACACGCCGGGGGGAUUCUCUGAGUCGCGGUUCUUCCGAGGCUGGAGGUACAUUGGGAGCAGCAAGCCGACCUGCAAACUCUGCCAUUACUACUUCCAAGAGCAUGGAUCGGGCGUCGGCCACCGAAUCUGCCACUCGAAUCUUUACCCGUGUUGGCGGCUCCCAGACGUUCCUGUUUCAGCCGGGACAGCAGGUGGACAAGAUCGUCGAGCGAUUUAUUACCGAAUCAUUGACAGAGUACGCAAUGACGCCUUCGACAUUAUAGGACAGAAGGCCUCGCCAAAAUAUAGAAAGCAUGAUUCGAAUACAUUCUCUGCAAGAAUGACGUUUGUGGACGAUGUUUCGACCAUCGUAUCGAAUGUGGACGAUGUUUCAUCCCUGUUUGGGGAUCUUGAUAUCAAUGAAUAG